AUGAGCACGACGCACACGAACAAGCGGCUGCCGGUUAGCUGCGAGCCCUGUCGCAAGCGCAAGAUCCGCUGUCCGCGCAAUGGGCCGCCGUGCGACACCUGUAUACGCCGUGGCCUGGGGAUGGCGGACUGCUUCUUCCUGGGCCAGUCGCGCAACCCCUUGAACGCAACCUCCGCCGAGUCGUCCAAGAUCGUCCAGCAGGAGCUGUUGCAGCGCAUCCGGAACCUCGAAGACCUGCUCAAGAAGCACGUCGGGCAUGCCAUCGUCCAGGACGAGCCCGUAUCGCCGCCGACGACGAAUGUGUCGUCCAACACCCGUCACGGCUCCGAGAGCGACAGCAAGAGCCACAGCAACAGCAACAUCAACAGCAGCAGCAGCAGUUCAGAGCUCACGCAGAGCUUUCUGCAGAAUGUCGGCUCGCUCUCGAUCUCGCCGCAGGGCCAUGUUCGCUUCGAGCCUCAGUCGUCGAAGCUGGACUUCCAUCUCGCCCAGAUCUCGGCGAGCGAGUACCGCAACCAGGUCAACAGCGCCAACGUCGAGAAGCCCAGCGGGUUCCCCUUUGGCUGUGACGACCCGGCAUCGCGAGACAGGCUGCUGGCCCGUCUGCCGCCGAGCAGAUACUGUGAUGCCCUGAAGGACACGUACUUUCGAGUGUUUUCUCCGCUGUUUCAUAUAUUGCACGAUCCUACUUUUGCUGAAGAGUAUGAGUGCUUCAGACAGGAUCCAGGCUCGGUGUCUCUAUCAUGGCUGGCUCUGCUCUUUGUCGUCCUGGCAAUCGGCGUCACCAGCCUGGACGACGACGACCCUCUGCUCCCCGAUCUGGGUCGGGAGUCUACUCCAAGCGCCAAUAUCAGGGUCAUCUCAGAGCAGUACCGGUCAGCGGCCAUGCAAUGCCUUGCUGCAGACCAGGUGCUGUCCCGGCAUUCCAUGAAGACCCUCCAGGCAUUGGUACUUUUGAUCUAUGCCCUCACGCAUAGCUCUCAGCCGUCAUGGGUCCUCAUCGGCAUGACCCAUCACGUAGCCAUUGCCAUGGGCUGCCAUCUCGACCCAGAUAACUUCGACCUCUCUCUGGUCGAAGCUGAAGAACGCCGGCGGUGCUGGGCUGGGCUGAUCAUGCUGCAUAUGAUCCAGAAGAUCUCCUUCCGCAACCUCGACCGCCAGCGUAUGAGUCGUGACGUUCGUCUUCCCCUGGACGCCAACGAUCUUGACCUGAUGAAGGGCAGUGGUCUCACGAUGGACCAGCUCCGCCAUCCUACCGGCCCUACACAGAUGACAUAUCUCCUCUUCAAGUUCCGUCUCUACGAUAUUGCCUUGGCCAUUUGUAAUGAGAUCUUUUCCUCGGAGACAUCACCUUCUGUCAUUGCCAAAUUGGACAAUGAUAUAUCUAGCCAACAGGAGCUUUGGACCACACGAUACCAUUCCGACACCAGUGUCGAGCCGCUGCCCAGCCAGCAUUUUGCUCACAUUAACAUCCUCUUCGGCUACUCGCACCAGCUGCGUCUGCUACUGCAUCGUCCCGCCCUCAACCGCUAUCUAACCGGGGAUAUAAACGACCGCACCCAUAGUUCUCGGAAUCGCUGCCUUGACGCUGCAAAGGGCUUGCUAUCCAUCCAAAAGACCCUUGCUGAAUCGCCACAGUACGCACCCUAUAAAUGGUACACGGCUGGGUUGGCUAGCUUCCACGCCUUCCAUGCCGCCGUUGUCCUCACCGUGAUCAUGAUGAAUCCUGAAAGCCAGGCGGAGUAUGAAGAGAUUCAUGGCCUGUUGGUGGAUACGUUGCAGGUCUUCCAUAUACUUUCGAGUAGGAGUAGUUUGUGCGAGAAGGGGAUACCAAUCCUUAGUCAGUUACUUGAGCUGGCAUCCCCUCAGCCCCAGCAUCAAACCUUACCGCAACAACAAUCACAGCCACAGUCACAUUCUGACCUCAUGCCCACCACUCUCUCAUCACCGCAAGAUGCCGCUCUCCCUCUCCUCUCGCACGGGGCCCCGGUACCAGAACCAGCAUUCAACUUUGCAAACCCGCACGCUGAAACUAUCCAGUCCCAGCUCCAGGCCCAGUACUGGGUCACGGCUGGCGGUAUCCCAUGGAAUAACUGGGGAUUCCUUAUCCAUGAAGUAUAG
Arthroderma uncinatum is the source of this 2121-nucleotide messenger RNA. Its product is annotated as fusarisetin A cluster transcription factor. Gene Ontology annotation, cellular component: nucleus. The record is from RefSeq and is a predicted model, not a curated record. NCBI's taxonomy places the organism in Eukaryota, Fungi, Ascomycota, Eurotiomycetes, Onygenales, Arthrodermataceae. Gene Ontology annotation, molecular function: DNA-binding transcription factor activity, RNA polymerase II-specific; DNA binding; zinc ion binding. Gene Ontology annotation, biological process: DNA-templated transcription; regulation of DNA-templated transcription. The transcript has 3 exons. The coding region runs from base 1 to 2121 and encodes 706 amino acids.